This is a messenger RNA of Acanthamoeba castellanii str. Neff, 663 nucleotides long. RefSeq lists its product as uncharacterized. The transcript is spliced from 2 exons. Bases 1 to 663 code for a protein of 220 amino acids. Lineage: Eukaryota; Discosea; Longamoebia; Acanthamoebidae. The record is from RefSeq and is a predicted model, not a curated record.
AUGGAAGGAGAGAAACUUAUCAACCCUACAGCGGUCGCCUUCACCAGCAGCGUGCCGGUGCGGCUCGACAUGCGCACGCACCUCUUCCGCAACGGCUCGUUCGACGAGUGCCUGCCGUUCCUCCUGCGCGGCCGCGUCUCCGACGAACAGUUCGGGGCCACCAUGCACGGACUCAACCAGACCCUCACCGCGUCGUCGGGCCUCCGCACGGGCAUGUGGCUCGGCGUGCUGGGCACCUGGGCCACCGUGCUCGCCCUCGUCUUCAGCCUCUACGUGUGGGACCUUUUCGAGUGGGUGUUCGUCUGCAACGGCGUCCUGGUAUUCUUUGCCCUGGUCACCAUCAUCUGCGCCGUGGCCUACGUCGUCCAGCUGAGGCGGCGGGUAGACCAGUACCUGGCCGAGGCCAACCUGUUCUACAACCCGCAGGGUGUCAACUUCCGCAUGGAGAGGUACUACCGCCGCUGGUCGCUCGUCAUCGACAUCCUGCCCCAGCAGUCCAGCUCCGCCGACUACCAGCCUCAGCAGCAGCCGCCGCCGGUCUACUACUACCACCCUGGACAGCUCGCCGCCCCGGCCUUCCCGCCGCAGCAGACACCGGCACCGGUGGUGUAUGCGGCCUACAGCCCGGCGGCCUAUCAGAAGCCCUCUGUUGACAAUGUUUAG